Molecule: messenger RNA, 2917 nt
Organism: Nothobranchius furzeri (turquoise killifish)
Lineage: Eukaryota; Metazoa; Chordata; Actinopteri; Cyprinodontiformes; Nothobranchiidae
Source: RefSeq, a predicted model, not a curated record
CUCAAAGUUCAGUUUCCAGUUGUAAAUACAUUUCAUUCUACUGUCAGUUUAAAGAAAUAAUACAACUGUUAUAUGUGUGAAAACACAGUUACAGCUGUCUGUAAUUCACAUAAUAUGUUUCUGUGUUUCCUACAGAUUUUCAACAGGUGGUUCUGGUUAAAGAAGAAGCUUCAGAAGAACAGAGUGCUCGUGUCAACCACCAGCACCUAGAUUUUCUCCACAAAAAGGAGGAACAGGAGAAACUCUGGUCUAGUAUGGAGGGAGAGCAUCUCCAUUUGAAUAAGGAGACUGAUGCUGCCAGGUUUCAAUCCUUUAGCCAAAAAACACAUUUAAACAAACACACGAGAGUCCAGACAAAUCAGAAACAUUUUGCCUGUGAGCUUUGUGGACAAAGGUUUCACCAAAAGACUAAUUUAACCACACACAUGAGCGUCCACACAGAAGAGAAGCCCUUUCCUUGUGAGCUCUGUGGAACGAGAUUUAGCCGAAAGACACUUUUAAACAAUCACAUGAGAGUCCACACUGGAGAGAAGCCUUUCGCCUGUGAGCUCUGUGGUAAUAGAUUUAGUGAAAAGGGAAGUUUAAACACACACAUGAGAGUCCACACUGGAGAGAAGCCUUUUGCCUGUGAGCUCUGUGGAACGAGAUUUAGCCGAAAGACACUUUUAAACGUUCACAUGAGAGUCCACACUGGAGAGAAGCCUUUCGCCUGUGAGCUCUGUGGUAAUAGAUUUAGUGAAAAGGGAAGUUUAAACACACACAUGAGAGUCCACACUGGAGAGAAGCCCUUUCCUUGUGAGCUUUGUGGAAAGACAUUUAGCUUAAAGUCAACUUUAAACAAACACAUGAGAGUCCACACAGGUUGGAAGCCUUUUGCCUGUGAGCUAUGUGGACAAAGAUUUAGCCAAAAAGGGUCUUUAGAUGAACACAUGAGAGUCCACACAGGACAGAAGCCCUUUCCUUGUGAGCUCUGUGGAACGAGAUUUAGCGUAAAGACAAAUUUAAACAGUCACAUGAGAGUCCACACAGGACAGAAGCCCUUUCCUUGUGAGCUCUGUGGAACAAGAUUUAGCCUAAAGAAAAAUUUAAACAGUCACAUGAGAGUCCACACAGGACAGAAGCCCUUUACUUGUGAGCUCUGUGUAAAAAGAUUUAGCCAAAAGACAAAUUUAAACAAACACAUGAGAGUCCACACUGGCUUUUCACCUGUGAGUUCGGUGGAAAAGUUUUACCCAAAAGAUCAGUUUAAACGGUCACAGAAGAGUCCAUAAAGGACAGAAGCCUUUUGCUUGUGAGCUCCGUGGACGAAGACUUAGCUGAAAGAAAACUUUAAACAAUCAUCUAAGUAUCCACUAGGGCUGAAUGAUCUAUUGCAGGGGUCUCCAACCUUUUUUGGCCCGUGAGCUACUUUUACACAAUGAAGUACAGCAGAGUUACUGCCAUAUGAUUUAUUUACAUUGAUACUUUCCAUGUGUGAAUGUGCUUAUGUUAAACAUGCUAUACUUACUAUAUUAACAUGCAUUGUACUCACAAGUUGAUUUCUCUGUAUUUCAGUACAUCAGUAUAUAUUUUUUAAAAGUAUCAGUAAACUAGUGACAUUCUGAAAACCAAAUUAAACAAAACAUAUUUAGUUUUUUAAACUAAUCAGAUACUUUCAGAUAAUGAAUAACAAAUCUACUUCAUGUGAAUGAUUUGGUAAUUUUUUAGAAGGUUAGUAACAUAACUUUUUAAGCGCACAGGAACAGCUAACCUGUAAAGCUGAUAUUUUAUAUAAAAUACAAGCCAAAUGUGAUGAAAACACAAAAGUCUAAAUAGUUUGAAUUGAAGUAAAAAAUGAAAAAUCAGAAUUAAGACUUGUUCCUGCUCUCCUGAUGUACUGAAUAAUUUUUAUGGGUUUUUUUGGUGAUGAAAGUUAAGUUUUGCUGUGUUUAUUGCUGCCAAUAUGAAGGUUGGAGGUUUAUCCUUUUUUUCUGCAUCUUGUAGGUUUUUUUCUCCGCAGGUCUGAAGGCUGUGCGUUACACAGAGCAGAGAGACGGACAGAGACGGAGAGCAAGAGACCAGAACCAAUAGAAAAGAUCACAUCACACCAAUCUUAAAAUAUUUACAUUGGCUUUCAGUAACUUACAGGAUUGAUUUCAAAGACCAUUUACUUACUUUUAAAUCAUUAAAUGGCCAACGACCUCUGUAUAUAGCAGAGAUGUUUGAAACGUUUCACCCUUCAAAAUCACUUAGAUCAGCAGAUAAAUCCCAACUGGUACAACCCAGAGCCCGCACCAAGCACGGAGAGGCUGCCUGUAGCUGCUAUGCGAUCCGUCUCUGGAACUGUCUUCCAAUAGACAUUAAGACCUCUCCCACCAUUUCCAUUUUUAAAACCAGAUUAAAAAUGAACUUUUUCAUGAUGCCUUCCAUUAACCUAUCCUUGCAUCUGCGCUCUACUAGGUCUUUAUCUGUACUGUGUUGAAUUUCUUCUAUAUGUAUUUUAUAUGUAUACCUAUUCUGUGCUGUUUUAUUGUGUAUUAUUGUGUAAUUAAGUGAAUACUUGUAAUAAAGUGUAGUUACUGUGUAAAGCAGUAUUUACUAGGAAUGAUUAAUAAAGAUAAAAACUAGAAUUGAACCUGAGUUGCAUGGUAAUAACAGUUUAAGUACUCAGAAACAAUACACUAAGGAAUUACCAUGUAAGUACUAAGUAAUUGGACUGUAAGAGAAUGCGCUACCAAUAAUUGUACUUAAUAUGCUUUUAUUUUUGUGUGCCAUGUUCUGUGUCAAUAUUCUUUGAUUUUAUUUUACACAACAUGAUGUGACAUUUUAACUAUUUCAUUUCACUUGUGAUUAUUUUAACUAUGUGAAGCACAUUGGGCUACCGUUUUGUGUAUGAAAUGGGCUAUAUAAUAAACUUGACUUGAGAGAGAGUUCACAA